Molecule: messenger RNA, 1798 nt
Organism: Brachypodium distachyon (stiff brome)
Lineage: Eukaryota; Viridiplantae; Streptophyta; Magnoliopsida; Poales; Poaceae
Product: glycerol-3-phosphate dehydrogenase [NAD(+)]
Exons: 11
Coding region: 542-1645 (367 amino acids)
Biological process (GO): glycerol-3-phosphate catabolic process; carbohydrate metabolic process
Cellular component (GO): glycerol-3-phosphate dehydrogenase (FAD) complex; cytosol
Molecular function (GO): protein homodimerization activity; glycerol-3-phosphate dehydrogenase [NAD(P)+] activity; NAD binding
Source: RefSeq, a predicted model, not a curated record
CUGUUUUCCUCAUCGAGUCCAUCUAUUAUAACGUGUCGUCCAUCCUCAGUCCUGCGGCAUAUGGUAAAUGCUUCAGAGUUUAAAGAGAUCCAAGUUGGCUUGGCUCCGAUUUCAUUUCACCACUGCCCGUGCGCUUCCUGCCUCCGAUACAACCGAGAAGAGGAGAAGCAGAUCGACGAAUCAUCAUCCAUCGCCUCUGCCUUCCUCCUGUCCCGCCCCCUGCCGUGAGAGCAACAUCGCAAUACGGGCCGGCCGCGCGAAGCAAACAAGGCGAGCAAAUCUUGGGGAAGCCGCCCGGCCGUGGCCAUCGCGCUCCUCCUAACAUUCUCCACCAUUCUUCUCAAAAAAGAAUUCAUUUUCCUUCCUGGUUUCCCUUGUGCUCGCCGCCGGUCCGUCCCUCUUCCCCAAUAUUCUGCGUGUAUAUUAGCUGCUGAUUUCCGGGCUUCUUCUCGGUCGGUCCUUCCUUGUUCUUGUUCUCGUGUUGCUGGAUUAGUCGGUGGGAUUGUCUCUGUGGAUUUCUGCAUUUACCCGGCCGCCGGAGAUGGAGAACGGGCACGGCGGCAGCAAGCACCGGGUGGCCGUCAUCGGCAGCGGCAACUGGGGCAGCGUCGCCUCCCGCCUCCUCGCCUCCAACACCGCCAAGCUGCCCUCCUUCUACGAUGAAGUAAGGAUGUGGGUGUUUGAAGAAACUUUGCCAACAGGAGAGAAGCUAUCCGAGUGCAUUAACCGAGCAAAUGAGAACUGCAAAUACUUACCUGGUAUAAAGCUUGGAACUAAUGUAAUUGCUGACCCUGACUUGGAGAGUGCAGUCAAAGACGCAGAUAUGCUGGUUUUUGUGACUCCCCAUCAAUUUGUGGAGGGUAUAUGUAAGAAGCUUGUCGGCAAACUAAGACCAGGAGUACAGGCCAUAUCCCUCAUCAAGGGCAUGGAGGUCAAGAUGGAAGGACCAUGCAUGAUAUCAAAAUUAAUUUCGGAUACACUUGGAAUCAAUUGUUGUGUCCUCAUGGGUGCCAACAUUGCAAAUGAGAUUGCUGUUGAGAAGUUCAGUGAAGCAACAAUUGGAUAUCGGGAAGAUAAAGAAGCAGCAUCGCGAUGGGCUAAACUUUUCACCACUCCUUACUUCCUAGUUUCUGUUGUAGAAGAUAUCGAGGGAGUAGAACUAUGUGGGACACUAAAAAAUAUUGUGGCCAUUGCAGCAGGCCUUGUUGAUGGCUUGGAUAUGGGAAAUAACACCAAGGCUGCCAUAAUGAGGAUUGGUUUGCGGGAAAUGCGUGCUUUCUCAAAGCUUUUGUUCCCUUCAGUCAGAGACAACACUUUCUUUGAGAGCUGUGGUGUGGCUGACCUUAUAACUACAUGCCUUGGUGGGAGAAACAGGAGAGUGGCGGAGGCCUUUGCAAGGAAUGGUGGCAAAAGGUCUUUUGAUGAGCUAGAGGCAGAGAUGUUGCAUGGACAAAAACUCCAGGGGGUAUCUACAGCAAGAGAAGUCUAUGAAGUAUUGACUUAUCGCGGGUGGCAGGAGCUGUUUCCGCUUUUAUCAACUGUACACGAGAUAUGUAUCGGACAACUUCCUCCUACGUCAAUAGUUGAAUACAGUGAGCAUACGCCCAAUCUCUCAAUCAUCGGUGGUUCUACUCCAUGUUACUGAGCUCGAUACUGAAAUUUGUAUUACAGCCUCAAUUCUCAGUAUCACCUGUUAUAAAGAAAACAAGGCGAGAAAUACUGAAUGUCUGAAUAUUUUUCAAAUAGAAAUAUAAUUGUUCAGUCAUGUCACCUCAAAGUGCAUGACCUUAUGAGCCCA